Hipposideros armiger (great roundleaf bat) is the source of this 3364-nucleotide messenger RNA. It is a transcript of the gene TUBGCP5, whose product is annotated as tubulin gamma complex component 5. Gene Ontology annotation, molecular function: gamma-tubulin binding; microtubule minus-end binding. The coding region runs from base 35 to 3034 and encodes 999 amino acids. NCBI's taxonomy places the organism in Eukaryota, Metazoa, Chordata, Mammalia, Chiroptera, Hipposideridae. The transcript has 22 exons. The record is from RefSeq and is a predicted model, not a curated record. Gene Ontology annotation, biological process: mitotic cell cycle; spindle assembly; meiotic cell cycle. Gene Ontology annotation, cellular component: gamma-tubulin complex; microtubule organizing center; spindle pole.
AACCGGGUUUCUGGCGCCGUUGUGUUGGAAAAACAUGGCGCGGCCCUUCCAGUCCUGGAGCCGCCUGGAUCGAGAGCAGGAGCGCGACAUGCGCGAGCUCGUCCGCCAUGUGGCGGGCCUCCAGGACGAGGCGGACCCCAACUUCCAGCUGUCCCUGCACUUCGCCUGGUCCAACUUCAGAUUUCAUCGUUUCUUGGAUGUCAACAGCCACAAAGUAGAAAAGACAAUAGAAGGAAUUUAUGAAAAAUUCAUCAUUCAUUCUGAUCUCAGCAAAGCUGCUAGUUGGAAGAGAUUGACUGGGGAAUUUCUAAAUGCAUCACUUCCAAGCACAAAGGAAGUAAAGACAGAUGCACAUUAUUCCAUACUGUCACUUCUUCUGUGUCUUUCUGAUUCUCCUUCAAACAACAAUUAUGUGGAAACACCAAGAGAGAAAGAAGUGGAAAAGAAAGAUGAUUUUGACUGGGGAAGAUACUUGAUGGAAGGUGAAGAAAUUGACCUUAGUCCGGAUGUAGACACACCGAAUUGGUCUGAAGACAGUGAAAAUGAGGAUGAUCAACAGCCCUUGAGCAGAGAGGACUCUGGGAUUCAAGUGGAUAGGACACCGUUAGAAGAACAAGAUCAAAACAGAAAGCCAGGGCUUCGUGUCCUCUGGAAAGAUGAGCCAGAUGCCCGAAGCUGGCUGGAGCAGCACGUAGUCCAUCAGUACUGGACAGCCCGGUCCUCAAGGUUUCCUCACAGUUUACAUUUGCACUCCAAUUUAGCUGCUGUCUGGGACCAACACCUGUACAGCAGUGACCCGUUAUAUGUUCCAGAUGACAGAGUUUUUGUUACAGAGACACAGGUUAUUCGGGAAACUCUAUGGUUACUUUCAGGGGUAAAAAAGCUCUUUAUAUUUCAGCUGAUAGAUGGGAAGGUAACAGUGAGAAACAAUAUUAUAGUAACUCAUUUGACACAUAGCUGUUUACGGUCAGUGCUGGAGCAGGUAGCUGCCUAUGGCCAGGUUGUGUUCCAACUCCAGGAGUUCAUCGAUGAAGUCACGGGGCACAGCUGCGAGAACACGUUACCUGGAAAUGGUUCUGCCCUUCACACAUUGACCGAGGCUCCCUUCAGAACAUACCAGGCUUUCAUGUGGGCCCUGUACAAAUACUUUAUUAGUUUCAAAGAGGAACUUACAGAAAUUGAGAAGUGUAUCAUCAGUAACGACACUACGAUAACUCUUGCUAUAGUAGUGGACAGGCUGUCACCUCGACUGGCUCAGCUCAAGGUUCUGCACAAAGUCUUCAGCACUGGAGUAGCAGAAGUUCCACCUGACACUCGGAAUGUCGUUCGGGCAUCCCACCUGCUUAACACACUGUACAAGGCCAUUCUUGAAUAUGACAGUGUUGGAGAAGCGUCUGAGCAAACGGUCUCCCUGCUCUUCUCUCUCUGGGUGGAGACGGUGCGGCCCUACCUGCAGACGGUGGAUGAGUGGAUCGCGCACGGGCACCUUUGCGACCGCGCCAGGGAGUUCAUCAUCCAGAGAAACAAAAAUGUUCCAGUAAAUCACAGAGACUUUUGGUAUGCAACUUACACGCUGUACAGUGUAUCAGAGAAGACAGAGAAUGAAGAAAAAGCAAGUGACAAUGCUAGUGCGAGUUCUGGCAGUGACCAGGGGCCCUCCAGCAGACAGCACACCAUGGUGUCCUUCCUCAGGCCUGUCCUAAAGCAGAUCAUAAUGGCUGGCAAGUCUAUGCAGUUGCUGAAGAACCUGCAGGUGGCAGACAGCCCCAUGGGCCAGGCCACGGCCAGAGAUGCAGAAAGAAAAAGCUUGUAUACCCUCUUUCUGGAAUCUGUGCAGUCCCGUCUGCGACACGGAGAAGACCCCACAGUGCAGGUCCUCCCUGAGCAGCAGGCGGCCAGAGAGAACCUGAUUAAGAUGCAGUCCAUCGCUGAAGGGCACCUUGAACUGGACGACAUCCAUGACCCACUGCUGGCAAUCAACUUCUCAAGGUUGUAUUUGGAACAGAGUGACUUUCAUGAGAAGUUUGCUGGUGGAGAUAUACGUAUGGAUAGGUCGUCCGAAUCUGUGACGUGCCAGACUUUUGAAUUAACGCUGAGAUCUUGCCUGUAUCCUCAUAUUGACAAGCAGUAUCUCCAUUGCUGUGGAAACCUCAUGCAAACGCUGAAAAAAGAUUACAGGUUGGUGGAGUACUUGCAGGCCAUGAGGAAUUUCUUCUUAAUGGAAGGUGGAGAUACCAUGUAUGACUUCUACACCUCAAUUUUUGAUAAAAUAAGAGAAAAGGAAACCUGGCAAAAUGUGUCUUUUCUUAACGUCCAGCUCCAAGAAGCAGUAGGACAGCGUUAUCCUGAAGAUAGUUUACGGCCCUUACCGCUUGUCCUUUUGGGGAACAUUUGGGCUUCUGAUCUUUUGCUAUGCACGUAUACAGAAACUUGGAAGUAUGUUUCCAGAAUGCUGGGUGGAAGUUACCCUUACACGUGUGUGUCUUUUACAGAACUGACUGGUACUGCUGAGAAACCACAGCUGAAGGAAGGACUUUUAUGUGAACAGGACGCGGUGGCCCCAUCUGGCCCACAGAAGAAACUGGUGACACAGCAGACUCAUCGUCUGUUCCUCUUAAGAGUGAAGCUCAUGCACUUCGUGAACAGCUUACACAACUACAUUAUGACCAGGAUUCUUCAUAGUACAGGACUGGAGUUUCAGCAUCAAAUCCAGGAAGCCAAGGAUUUAGAUCAAUUGAUUAAAAUUCACUAUAGGUAUUUGUCAACCAUCCAUGAUCGAUGUCUGCUGAGAGAAAAGGUCAGCUUUGUGAAAGAAGCCAUCAUGAAGGUGUUGAACUUGGCUCUCAUGUUUGCGGAUGGCUGGCAGGCAGGCCUGGGGGCAUGGCAGCUGGAGUCUAUAGAGAAAAUGGAGUCUGAUUUUAAAAACUGCCAUAUGUUUCUUGUAACCAUUUUAAACAAAGCUGUCUGUAGAGGAUCCUUUCCCCACUUGGAAUCUCUAGCCCUGUCACUCAUGGCCGGCAUGCAGCAAAGCUGAGUAUCUUCCGUGUAAUCAAGACUCAGACUCAGUCUUCACACACAUGCAUUUCCACAACAUGCCGCUGGGAUGUGGGAAUCAUUUUAUUUUGGUUCAUUUUUAAAACUGUUGUCUACUGUCUAGACAGUGGGUUUGUAGGUAUUUUCUCUGAAGGUCAUUAUAUGUAGGUUUAUGUGUAUAAAAUUGUAUCAACAGUGCAAAGUGUAUAUAGGCUGUUAACACAUUUCCUACUGUAACCUAUGGAUUUACAGUACUGUAUCUUUACAUGUGAACUAUAUCAUUUUUGAAAAUGUAAUUAUUAAUAUUAAAAAUAAGUUAAAACACCUUAAA